Triticum aestivum (bread wheat) is the source of this 1806-nucleotide messenger RNA. RefSeq lists its product as uncharacterized. The transcript has 4 exons. Bases 1 to 900 code for a protein of 299 amino acids. Lineage: Eukaryota; Viridiplantae; Streptophyta; Magnoliopsida; Poales; Poaceae. The record is from RefSeq and is a predicted model, not a curated record.
AUGGCCCGGGAACACUUUUCUAGUCUUUUUAAAUGUCAGCAAAAUUCAAGUGGAUUCCAAACUGCCUCAAACUUUUUGUACCAACUCAAAAAAUGGACUGAAACUUACCUGGCCUGUGGCCCAAGACAGCCCAGCCCAGCCUUUCCUCUGUCGUGUUCUCCUCCCCCUGUUCAAUCGACCGAGGGCGCGCGCCCGCGCGUCGCCGCUGGACUAGCUCGCCGUUCCGCGCCUCGUCAGCGCAGCGAGGGGAUAAGGCUGACGCCACGGUCCCCAGAUAUUUUUCCCCCGCCUGCUCUCUCUCUCUCUCGGCCAUGUGCUCACGCUCUCUCUCACUCUCUCUCGAUCUCGAGCUCGCCCAAAGCUGCCGCCGAGCACCGCUCGAUCCCGCGACCACCGAGCCCCUCCGGCCUCGCCGAGCUCUCCUGGAGCUCCAUCGCCGUUGUCCUCUUCGUUCGGUGCCAUUGGGUGAAGGCGGGGAGCAGCACAGCAGCGCCGACGACUCGAUCCCCUUCUUCGGUCGCUGGACGCCGCCGCCGUCGAUUCGGCCUCCCUCUGCGCUCCCGUUCACUCGAGGGCCUUCGUGUGCCGCGCCACCCCGAGACCGAUGCUGCCCCUGUGAUCGACUAUGUCACCGACGACCCCUCCUUGCCAGAGCAACCAGAGAAAGAAAUAUGUCCAGGAGAAUGUACCAAGGUGGUUCCUCAACUAAGAGAGGACCUAGGUGUGCUAUGCGCGAGCAAGACGAUGAACCACCAAGGGAAGCCAGAGUGCGGGCUUGCGAAUGGCCAUCGGAAGAGUUUAUGGUCAAUGCAGGCAUCAAGGAUGAAUUUGACGCGUAUGUGCGUAAUGCCGAUCUUGAGGACUUCAUACAAGAUAAGUUUCCUCAGUACUACCAAUUGACUGAUUCAUUCAUGAGAAGGUUUAAAUUUUCAUCUUCGCGUAAUUCUCAGAAUGUCAUGUUUGAUAUUUAUGAUGAAUCUUAUACCAUGGACCUAGAAGAUUUUACUACUACUUGCAAACUCCCGCAGUGGGGCAAUGUUCAUGAACCCCACAAAUCUGAAUAUAAAGAUUUCCUCGCUAGUAUCAUUGUUGGAGAAUCUAAGGAUAUAACACAAGCUACCAUAGGGAGCAUUCAUUUUCCUGCUAUACAUUAUUUUGCUCUCUUCAUUGAUAGAUGCAUUAACGGUAAAGAUGAAGCAUGUCACAUGUGUGUCCCUGAUCUUUGUGUCCUCAAGAGUGUUGUAUUAGGUAAUAAAGAUUAUAACUUGGGGUCAAUAGUUGCACGUAGGUUGCAUAAUAAUGGUAUAAUUGGAGAUUUGUUUGGAGGAAUUUAUGCGACCCGUGUUGCUAAUUAUCUUGGUAUAUCCCCACAUGAGGGUGAUAUGGUGUUGUCUCCUGCUUAUUUAGAUUAUGACGCGAUGGCCAAACAUUGUUUUCUUUUGAGGAAUGAACAAUUCUUUCAGUAUAGACUAAUCUUUGACAGACGUCGCGCUGUCCAUGUUACUCUCCCUGCUCCUUCCCUUUUUGAUUACCAGGCAAAAUGAAGAUAUGUUGUUACAAUGGAGGAGGCAGUUGAACACGAGGGGAGAGCGGAGGCAGCUCGCCAACAUGCUGCAGCUCGGGAGGCAUUGGCUGCUGCAUCUCAGUACGACCCCGGUUAUAACUUCGGAUAUCAGCCAGGCUAUCCUUGGCAUUAGACCAACUUAGGCCAAAAGCCUAAGCUUGGGGCAGUACGUAUUUCUCACCGACUUUACAUUCAUGUUCACACACUAUUCUAGUUGUCGGUGCUCAUACUCUUUCAUUGUA